UCGCCCGCCGCCCGCCGCCGCGCCGCGCCGCGCCUGCUGCCAGCGCUCCUGGGUUUGCACAUCUUCACCGUCGCCUUUGCCUUGGAGGUGUCCGUGGGGAAGACCAACACUGUGAUGGCUCUGAAUAACUCCAAUGUUCUGCUGCCCUGCACCUUCACCACCUGCAUAGGCUUUCAGGACCUGGUCUUCACGUGGUAUUUCAACUCGACGGAGAUGAUUUACCACGGCAAGAUAAAGAGCAAAGCCUCGGAGCCCUUCCUUGUUGGACGCAACCCCCGGGUGGAGUUUGUUGGCUCGACGACUGGGAAGGACAACAACAUCUCCAUCGUCCUGAAGAGCGUGGAGUUCAGUGAUGCUGGCAAAUACACCUGCCAUGUCAAGAACCCCAAGGAGAAGGAUGCGCAGCACAAUGCCACCAUCUUCCUCACAGUGGUCCAGAAGAUGGUGGAGGCAGACAACACUGUGACACUCAUCAUCGUGGGCGUUGUUGGGGGGCUCAUCGGCCUCCUCAUCCUCUUCAUGCUUGUCAAGAGGGUUGUCCUGUUCAUCAUCAAGAAGACCCAGGAUGGGAAGAAGGAGUGUCUCGUGAGCUCAUCAGGGAACGACAACACCGAGAACGGCUUGGCCGGCUCCAAGGCGGAACAAAAAGCACCACCAAAGGCAUGAAGUAGCAGCGCCCCGAGCCCCGGCCCGCCCAGCAGCGGGGAGGCUGGGCAGGGGGACAAGCCUUUCCCUUUUGUUUUCUUUCCAAACUGCCAACGCUUGAGACAUGUUUCUAUUACACACGUGCCUGCAACCUG
This is a messenger RNA of Haliaeetus leucocephalus (bald eagle), 800 nucleotides long. It is a transcript of the gene SCN4B, whose product is annotated as sodium channel, voltage-gated, type IV, beta subunit. Gene Ontology annotation, biological process: cardiac muscle cell action potential involved in contraction; regulation of sodium ion transmembrane transporter activity; regulation of ventricular cardiac muscle cell membrane repolarization. The record is from RefSeq and is a predicted model, not a curated record. Gene Ontology annotation, cellular component: membrane; voltage-gated sodium channel complex. Gene Ontology annotation, molecular function: transmembrane transporter binding; sodium channel regulator activity. The transcript is spliced from 5 exons. The annotation marks the transcript as partial. NCBI's taxonomy places the organism in Eukaryota, Metazoa, Chordata, Aves, Accipitriformes, Accipitridae.